Messenger RNA from Engraulis encrasicolus (European anchovy), 1704 nucleotides. RefSeq lists its product as uncharacterized. Gene Ontology annotation, cellular component: nucleus. Lineage: Eukaryota; Metazoa; Chordata; Actinopteri; Clupeiformes; Engraulidae. Gene Ontology annotation, biological process: negative regulation of Notch signaling pathway; positive regulation of neuron differentiation. The record is from RefSeq and is a predicted model, not a curated record. Gene Ontology annotation, molecular function: DNA binding; transcription corepressor activity. The coding region runs from base 280 to 1377 and encodes 365 amino acids. The transcript is spliced from 7 exons.
ACAGCUUUAAAUCUGAUCGACACAGACUUGGUGCCACGUUACGCUACGGUGCAUUUUGUUCAAAAUCCGUCCGCUUUAAUUUCUCGCUAUGGGGAGUAAAGAACUGUCUUUCCGAAGAGUGCUGAAGUACUUUUAAAGGAUCCACGAGCGAUAUACUUUAUACAUUUCUUCUGAUCACAGCAUCACAAAGACUAUUAUUAAAGCGGUGGGGUUGAUGAAGGAUAGCUAAUUCUGCAGAAACGCCGUUUCCAUCCGCGCUAAUAGAAUAAUGGAAGAGAAAUGAGAAGGAAAACAAAAGCGAAGCGGAUUCUUGAUUACGAAAAUGAAGAGGACGAGGAAGAGGAGCAAAAGCUGGAUGCCACAUGUCACGGACUCCAGAAACGAAGAAAACAAAUGUAUCCUGCCAAAGAGAACGCGGAGGAGAAUUCUUCAUCUCCGGUGGAGCUUCAGAAGUUCAGCACUGGGGCCCCUGACUUUGAUGGUCCCCCGGCCAAUCACUUCACAGACAGCAGUUCCUCUCCUGAGGAAGCUGACUACCUGCAGUCCUAUUCCAAGAUGGAGCUGAUCACCAUGGUGCUGUGCAUGCAGAGAGAGAUGGAGAGCCUGAAGGAACAGAUACGGUGCCUUACAGCAUGUGGGAAGCUUGCCAGACAUCUGGAGUCCCUGAUCGAGAAGACUCAGAUGUGGCCGGCCAGCAGCAGGGACAGCAACGGCACUACCAAGCCCUCCGUCCCCGGCCUCCCCGGCCUCCCCAGCUUGGCCAGCGCUGUCCCAGUACACAUCGACACCACCACCACCGGGCCACAUCAUGGCCUGCUGGCCACCCCGGUCCUCGCUCCAGUUCCAGCCCCAGCGGUCACGGCAGUGUCAGCGAUCCUCAAUGGACAAUGGCCGAAGCAGGAGAGCCCGCCCCUCAAACCACUGGACGCCUCACACCACAAGAAUAGAGUCUUCACAAAGUUUAUCACCCCUGAGUUGUUGGAGAGGUGCAACACGGGAACCACGGCCCAGAAGCUGACCAAUGACCUGCUCAGAGGCCUGUACGAGAGGGACUGCCUAGCCUCGCACUCCAUCUCUGGGGUGGUCUACAAUAAGAGGGGCCAGCCCAAACCCGCCCUGCCCACCGACGAGGUGCAGGCCAUCCUCCGAACAGUUCAGUAUUUCUUUCCCGGGAAGACCGAUGCAGAGAUCAAGGGCUACAUCCGACAGAAGCUACAAAACGAAGCCAAGCGACUGAGGAAAAAGCCCUCUCCACCGCCACCGGAUAUCCAGGACUCCAAGGGUUCGAGCGUCGUGACCCUGAGUAGCCUGAGAACUAGCAGUGUUAGCAGCAGCAGCGGCAGCAGUGCUACUGGACAGAGGCCUAGCGUCGAUUGAUAAAUGUAUGUGUUUUUUUUAAAGGAACAGUCCAGCAUUUCUGGGACUGUGCCCAUUUCCCACCUCCUCUCGAGUUAAGUAAUUGACAUUCUUCCAGCUGUUUCGUAGCUGAGUCUGGUGGUAAUCCUAGUUCCAAGCUUGCAUGUGUCACUUAACAGAGUGGAACCAAAUAAUCGUCUGUUAGAGUAAGAUACCCCAAAACACGCCUACCCAAUCUGCCCUACAUUUUCAGAACGCAGUAUCUCUCCUUACUGGUAAACUGAGAAAAAGGCUUUAAAGUUUUCUUUCUGGCCGCGCAACUGUGUUGGAGGUGAAGUGGUGAUGACA